Molecule: messenger RNA, 2163 nt
Organism: Gastrolobium bilobum
Lineage: Eukaryota; Viridiplantae; Streptophyta; Magnoliopsida; Fabales; Fabaceae
Product: protein STRUBBELIG-RECEPTOR FAMILY 3-like
Exons: 15
Coding region: 1-2163 (720 amino acids)
Biological process (GO): protein phosphorylation
Molecular function (GO): protein binding; protein kinase activity; ATP binding
Source: RefSeq, a predicted model, not a curated record
AUGGGUUCUUCGAAUUUGGAGUUGCAUGUACGAAUCUUUGUCACCUCCAUGGUGAUUCUCACUGGAACUUUCUGUGUUGGGGACACUGACCUUGUUGAUGUUGCAGCAAUCAAUAGUCUGUAUGUUGCUCUGGGCUCACCAUCUCUUCAAGGGUGGAAACCUGUGGGAGGAGAUCCAUGUUUAGAACAGUGGCAAGGUGUGGCUUGUGUCUUCUCCAACAUAACUUCCAUACGACUCGGAGGCAUGAAUUUGGGUGGACAGCUGGGCAGUAAUUUGAAUUUCCCAUCCAUUAUAGAAAUAGAUCUUAGCAACAACCACAUUGAAGGGGUCAUUCCAUUCACUUUGCCUCCUACUCUGAGGAACUUGUCUCUUUCAGGAAACCAGUUAACUGGAAGCAUUCCAGAUGCCUUAUCCUUAUUAACUCAAUUGUCACACUUGGAUUUUUCAAGUAACAACUUGAGUGGUCAGUUGCCUUCCUCAACAGGGAGUUUAUCAUCUCUUAUCACAUUACUCUUGCAGAACAAUCAACUUUCUGGGACCCUCUAUGUUUUGCAGGACCUGCCUCUUCAGGAUCUGAAUAUAGAGAAUAAUUUAUUCUCCGGGCCCAUUCCUCCAAAGUUGUUGAGUAUCCCUAAUUUCAGAAAAGAUGGGAAUCCAUUUAAUACAACUAUCAUCCUGUCACCUCCUGCUGCAGCCCCUUCACCUGUAGCUAUGGCUCCAUCCCCCAAAGAAUCAUCUUGGAAAGUGGCAAAUAGUCCUUCUGCCCUGACAGCACUAAUGCCUGCAAGUACUAGGAAGUCUUUCAUAGCUAAGAGCAUCAUUUGGAUUGCUGUUGCAGGCUUCUUAAUAUUCAUUGCAUUGGGAGUUUGUCUUUUUAUGAUAUGGUGCUUUAACAGAAGGCGAGAGAAGAAAAAUGCUACAAAACAUGAUGUGGGUGUGUUUACAAGACCUUUGCAUAAACCUACAUGCAGUGAUGCUGGUUUUGAAGCAACUAAUCAAGAGGAGAAAGUAGAGAAAUCCUUACGUUUAUAUGAAGUACCAGGUAGAAGAACAAAUUCGAUUCCAAAGGUUCAGGAUGAACAAGAAAUAUAUGUGAAAACAGUAUCUGCAACUUCAGAAUUCAAUAAUGGUUGUGAGCUAAUCAACACCGGAGGGGGUUCCAAACUUUCGCCUUUGCAGCCACCACCACAUUCUCUCCCAACCAUUCCUGGUGAGAAGGUCAUCAUCAAUCCAGCUAUAGGUACCAAAGUAACUGAAAGACAAGUUAAGACAAGUUCCAUCAAAGUUUAUACUGUUUCAUCACUUCAGCAAUAUACAAAUAGCUUUUCCCAAGAAAAUUGUAUUGGGGAAGGCACACUUGGGCCCGUUUAUAGGGCUGAGCUCCCUGAUGGAAAGCUAUUGGCAGUUAGGAAAUUAGAUGCCACUGCUUCCAUGGGGCAGAAUCAUGAGCAAUUUCUUCAAUUAGUGUCCAGCAUCUCAAAAAUUCAGCAUGCUAAUAUUGUAAAGCUUAUGGGCUACUGUGCCGAGUAUGGCCAACGACUACUUGUAUACGAGUAUUGCAGUAAUGGGACCCUACAUGAUGCACUGCAUGGGGAUGAUGAACACAAUAUUAAACUUCCAUGGAAUGCACGCAUUCGGGUGGCACUUGGAGCUGCAAGAGCUUUAGAGUAUCUGCAUGAGAACUUUCAGCCGCCUGUUGUGCAUCGAAAUUUUAAGUCUGUCAAUGUUCUCCUGAAUGAUGAGUUGGAAGUAUGUGUCUCUGAUUGUGGAUUAGGUCCUUUACUAUCUUCUGGUUCUGCUGGUCAGUUAUCAGGACGCCUCCUUACAGCAUAUGGUUACAGUGCUCCUGAAUUUGAGUCUGGAAGUUAUACACAGCAAAGUGAUGUCUUCAGUUUUGGAGUGGUAAUGCUAGAACUCCUCACUGGACGAAAAUCCUAUGACAGGUCGCGGCCUCGUGGAGAGCAAUUUUUGGUCAGAUGGGCAGUCCCUCAACUCCAUGACAUUGAUGCAUUGUCAAAAAUGGUUGACCCCUGCUUAAAUGGAGCUUAUCCUAUGAAGUCCUUGUCACGUUUUGCAGAUAUUGUUUCUUCAUGUGUACAGCGUGAACCCGAAUUCCGGCCAGCAAUGUCUGAGAUUGUUCAAGAUCUCAUGCGAAUGAUGUAA